CCGCGAACACGGUCUACACAGCCCUUCAAACCACGUUGUGAAUAGCAUUUUUGUGAUGAUCACUCCGUAUUUUACCGUUGAUCAAGAUGAAGAAUACCUCUAUGUUUCAGUGAAAGUCUCACACAUUCGGUUUUCGGCACAAUCUAUUGAAAUGGUUGCCAAUGGCGAUGUUUUUGUAUUUUCUCUUCCCCCAUACUACCUUCGACUCAGACUUCCAUUUCCUGUUCUCGAUGACGAGAGAGCAAAAGCAGAGUUUGAUCUGAAAUCUAGCAAUGUGAACAUUUCUCUCCCAAAAGAGGUGAAAGGCCAGUUUUUUCCCGAUCUAGACCUUACAGCCAAAUUAUUAGCAAGAAAGGACGAAGCUUCAGUAUUAUUACACAGAAAACCAUUAAUCGAGGAGUUAGAUAUUUCUCGUAAUAUGUCAUUCGAAGAUGUGGAGCCCAAAAAUCUUGAGCUUCUUGCAGAUGAGGGACAAACAUAUGAAUGGGAACUCAGUCAGGAGAUCAACACGCAACAAGCUAGUGGUGCAACAUAUGGCUUUAACAAUUCUUACAGUCAGAUUGUUGGUAUAUCUUUGGCCAGUGGAAAUGACAUCAACGAACUUAGUGACCCAGAAUCAUCCCUAGCACCCGAUAGAAUAAUCGAGCGUCUCAUUAAAGAAAAUAUAAAAUUCGACCCAGAAUACUAUGCUGCUGAUUUUAUCAUGGAAAAAAACCCUUCUGAAGAUAAUGACAAAGUUUAUGCUGGGAUAAUGAAAUGGAAGUCACCAACAACGCGGCAAUUCUUGUCAUGGUAUAAGCAGCAGCAGCAAGCCACCCAAGAAGAAAGGGAGCUGGUCGUGAAGAUAGAAUUCUCAAAGGAAGAGAAUGAAAGAAUGUUUGAGCUUCCUAAGAAAAGCUAUCUUCUUGAAGACUCGUAUAGACCUCAACUUUGGAUGUUAUUGAUCACACUUUUAUUUGCACAUCAAUUCGAUCUUCGGGAGAACGAAGGCGAGCACAAUAUUGAAAGUGCAUGGACCAUUGGUAAGUUGACUCCUCAAUUUGCGUAUUUGGAUUCCCAAAUUUUCAUGCCUGAUGAUUUAUCUUCCAAUAUUCUUGAAGCAACAAUUCUCACUGUAUCACGAAGAUCACUUUGUUAUCCGUUUCAUAGACAUUACGGUCUUACCAAAAAAGCAUGGGAUGAUGUUUACUACAUUCUUCGUUCUGGUAGAAGAGUAGUAUUGAAGUGUCUUUUGGAAGUUAGAGAGCUUUUCCGUUUCCACGACGUGUAUUACGUAUAUGAUAAAAUUUGGCUUGAGGAUUUGUGUCUGUGGAUUCUUAGCGAUCUAGUUUCGGAAAAUGCAUUGAGGCACCUUGCCCAUGACUUAAAGAGAAAAAUCGAAUCUCUUAAAAAGACAAGCAUAACCUUUGAGAAGGUAGAUGAUACACAAACUGGUGACGCUAUGAUUGUCUUGGACAUCGAGGAGAUAGUAAUAAUGGCUGAAGAUUCGUACAACACCUUUACAAGCCAAAAUGAAUGAUUAUUAUACCAACCUUACGUAAACCAAAUAAAAAACUGAAUACAAACCAAU
Messenger RNA from Metschnikowia bicuspidata var. bicuspidata NRRL YB-4993, 1570 nucleotides. Its product is annotated as Hsp90 cochaperone. The coding region runs from base 56 to 1519 and encodes 487 amino acids. Lineage: Eukaryota; Fungi; Ascomycota; Pichiomycetes; Serinales; Metschnikowiaceae. Gene Ontology annotation, cellular component: nucleoplasm; cytoplasm. Gene Ontology annotation, biological process: box H/ACA snoRNP assembly. The transcript has a single exon. The record is from RefSeq and is a predicted model, not a curated record.